This is a messenger RNA of Homarus americanus (American lobster), 1439 nucleotides long. RefSeq names its product multifunctional methyltransferase subunit TRM112-like protein (gene Trmt112). Gene Ontology annotation, molecular function: protein heterodimerization activity. Bases 120 to 494 code for a protein of 124 amino acids. The record is from RefSeq and is a predicted model, not a curated record. The transcript has 4 exons. Gene Ontology annotation, biological process: peptidyl-glutamine methylation; tRNA methylation; rRNA (guanine-N7)-methylation. NCBI's taxonomy places the organism in Eukaryota, Metazoa, Arthropoda, Malacostraca, Decapoda, Nephropidae.
UUUCUAUUAACAUUAAUUACAAGUCCUGGUCCUCACGCGAGUUUAUUUGGUAAACACAAUUAUUACAGUUUUGUUAAGUCUUGAUACCCGACAAAAUUUUUCUAACACUAAUCAGAAGAAUGAAGCUUAUCACACACAAUAUGUUGACCAGUAAAGGCAUCAAGAAUGUUAAAGAAGGAUUUCCCUUAAAAAUACAGGCAGAUGAAGUAAAAAAUGUGGACAUUGAUUUUGACCGGGAAUUCAUCUCCAGAAUGAUACCUAAGCUAGACUGGAAUGCCCUUACAUUUGCUGCACAGUGUGUAGGCCACCAGGAAGACUUACCUGAUACAUUACCGGAGGGAUAUGAAAAUGAUGACGACUUACUGAAGAAACUACAUCACAUUCUUUUAGAGGUGGAAGUCAUCAAUGGAUGUCUUGAAUGUCCAGAAACCCAGAGAAAGUUUCCAAUUAGUAAUGGAAUACCAAAUAUGCUAUUGAAUGAAGAUGAAGUAUAAUGCAUGUUAAGAUAAAUGUUACUUGAAGCGUUAAAGCAGAAAAUGGCAUUAGAUUAGGUUAGUUUUAAAAUUGCAUGCAUCUCCUUUGUCAAUUGAUACCAUGUAAAGAUACUGUAUAACAUAAGUAAGCUUAUUUGAGAGAUAUGGUCAGUGUUGAGGUGCAGCUAACUCACACUAGGGUGGAAAAUGGCUGUAAAAUGAUGAUUAUGAUGUCUGAAUAUUUUUCUAAGUACUGUAGAUAUCUUUGAGCAUAGGAUGGGUCAUUGAGACAAUUGUGGAUUUUUUUUUUAUGCUACUGCACUACUAAAUGAUUAGUUUAUCAUAUUUGGCAUUUAUCUUUACCUGAUAUUUGUAACAAUUUUGUAAGACCAUGAACAUUCUGGACAUCUUCAAAAUGCUGUACAAAUAUCCCAUCAUAAGCUUCAAUUCCCGCCAGAAGCUAAUGAAAACCAUUACAUCAUUAGGCUUAUACUGUAUACAUUAAUCCAUAUUCACUGUACUGUACUUAAAGACAUUCUCCUGUAAACCAUUUAAUGAUAAAUUUACAUCCAUAAAGUUAGACAAUAGGUGUUUAAGAAUAUGAAUACUGUAUAGGAUUUUUCAUUAUUUAAGUUACAGAAAUAAAAAGAUUGCAUAUAAUUGAAAAAAUAUAUUUAAGACUUGCAAAAAAGUUUAUUUUUUUAGUUAUUUUAGUCUCAAGCUUAAUGAGGUGUUCAUCAAUGACUGUGGUAUUUCAUAUGUCUUACCCAUUCAUAUUAUACAGUACGGUACUGUAUAAUGAAAUUUAGUAUGUUUUGCAAGUAGAGGUACAGUACAGUAUUUUAUUUUUAUUUUUUAAUGAAUUGUCGAUAGAUUUUGAAUUAGUUUAUAAAUUAUCACUGUCUUUGUUAUGUUUUCUAAACGUUUUUAUAACAGAAAUUAAUAAAUUUUAUCGAGGCUAAUUGA